Messenger RNA from Haliotis rufescens (red abalone), 1807 nucleotides. RefSeq names its product origin recognition complex subunit 5-like. Gene Ontology annotation, molecular function: DNA replication origin binding. Gene Ontology annotation, cellular component: nucleus; nuclear origin of replication recognition complex. Gene Ontology annotation, biological process: DNA replication initiation; DNA replication. The record is from RefSeq and is a predicted model, not a curated record. The transcript is spliced from 14 exons. NCBI's taxonomy places the organism in Eukaryota, Metazoa, Mollusca, Gastropoda, Lepetellida, Haliotidae. The coding region runs from base 172 to 1515 and encodes 447 amino acids.
GCUGUUGUCAAAAUGGCGCUAAAAGUAAAACUUUUUGAGAAACGUGACUGAGAAGGGCACAUCAUUCCUGCAUAUUCCCAUUUUGACAGAGCUGUAGUUCAUCAGUGUUUUUAUAAGAAGUCUCCUUCAAAGAUUCCAUAUUAAACAGCUUCCUGUGCGUCUGCCUGUACAAUGUCAGUAGAGUGUGAGACCUACUGCUGGGGUCACGACCCUACUGCCCUUGAAAAUCUCAGGAAGCGAACUCCAUGCAGGUCAUCACAGAUUGAAACUCUUCUACAGCUCUUUGGUGAUGCGGCUCACUACACUCCCCCAGCUCUGUUUGUGUACGGACAUACGGCCACCGGCAAGUCCUGCAUCAUCAACGGCAUCCUCAGGUCACUGAAGCUUCCCCAUGUUCCUGUGAACUGUGUUGAGUGCUACAGCUCACGCUUCCUGUACGAGCACAUCCUCAACAACCUUCCCUCCACCGACAACAGCACACGUUGUGACAACAUGAACGAUUUUGUUCGUCUUCUGCAGCAGAGGAUACAAGAAUCUCAACUCCACGAUCAGACAGUCUAUAUUGUGCUGGACAAGGCCGAGAGACUGCGGGACAUGGAGGCCAACAUCCUGCCAGCUUUUCUCCGGCUUCAGGAAUUGACUGGCAUGAAUGUGUGUACCAUCAUGCUGAGUGAGAUUGUGUGGGAGAAGUUCAGAUUCGGGACAGGAUUCUCGGAACCCUAUCUCCUUCAUUUUCCUGACUAUAGUAAAAAUGAGCUCCUAGAGAUCAUGAAUCUUGACGCUCCCAGUGACUACCCAGCAGCAUUGUAUGGCAACUACAUCAACCUCAUCAUGUCUGUUUUUCACCUCGUCUGCAGAGACCUCAAGGAGCUACGACACUUGGCAUCGCUCAACUUCACCAAGUACGUUGAGCCGAUUGAAAGCGAAGAGGCGACUGUCAAUGAUUUCCGCAAGCUGUGGAAAAACGUAGAACCUCACUUGAAGAAAGCACUGCAGACAAUCUACCUGAGAGAAAUAUCGAGCUCUCAGUGGGAGAAACUACAGAAAGAACAAGACUCAGCUGCCAUAAACCCAAUUCCAGCGUCGCGAUCACAUGUGGAGCUUCCCUACUACUCCAAGUACCUGCUGAUCGCAGCGUACCUCGCCUCGUACAACCCUGUCAAGUCAGACCGCAGGUUCUUUGUCAAGCAUACAGCCAAGAGUAGGACAAAACCACAGAGGGCCAAGGCCAAGAAGCAGGAGAGAGCAAGCAACCACCUUCUGGGCCCCAAACCUUUCCCUCUCGACCGACUCCUGGCAAUAUUCUACUCCAUCGUGGAAGGGAAGGUGGCCCCGACAGCCAUCAUCUACUCCCAGAUUACCUCCCUUGUCAGCCUUCACCUCCUUGGCCCAGCAGCAGGAGAGGACCAGAUUGACAUGCCCCGAUACAAGUGUCUGGUCUCACUGGACUUCAUCAAGUCUGUUUCUAGGACAGUCAGCUUCGAGGUGACGCGAUAUCUUUAUGAUUUUGCUUGAAAAUGGAAGACAAUGGUACUUGCUGUCUGUCAUGAUAUGUGGAAAUACUUGACAGAUGAAAACAGAUGAAGAGAGAAUGGGAAAGAAGUUCCUGACUUAUUGCAAGAAUGUUUUUGGCAUGAACUGUCACAUUCGUAAAAGAUGUAGUUGGGAGUACUGUGGAAGUCUCUUGUCCAGGCUCUGCAGUAUGUGAUCCACUUCCAAGGGAAGAAAAGCUAGUCUUUCAAUUUUUCUGAAACGCCAUUUUGUGUUUGCAUUCUGUGAAUAUAUGAGAAUAAAAUAUGUUUGUAUA